AUGAAGGUUGUGGUUGAGAAAUCUGCUGAUGCUAGGGAGCCCAAGGAGGAUAAAGGGGUCCUUAUUUGGCAGCCCUGGCUAAAGGCCCGUGGUUGGGAUAUUAUUGGCAGGGACACGAUUCUUGAUGAUCUUGAUAUAGUGGUUGGUGUAGCUAGGGUGGUAAUUAUAUCACCCAAUCUAUGCAUCUCUGAAGAUGAUGACUCCUUGGCUCGUAGUGCUCUUCAAUUGAUGGUUGUGCAAGUUGACGACCUCGGUGCUUCGGUUGUGAAGAAAUACAAAGAUAUGAGGACGUCUUUUCUAUCAAACUCUUUGGUUGUUGAGAAUUUUGGGCGCCUAGAAAGUGAGUGUGUGAAGGUCACCGAGGAAUAUGCUUGGCUUCAAGCUAAUCUUUUCAAGAUCACCGAGAAAGGUGAGGAGCUCGAUAAGAAACUAAAGGAGGCCAAACAGGCUUAUAAUACGACCCGUGAGGAAAAAGUUCAGCUGAAUGAGCAAUACGCUUCCUUGUAG
This is a messenger RNA of Ilex paraguariensis (yerba mate), 507 nucleotides long. NCBI's taxonomy places the organism in Eukaryota, Viridiplantae, Streptophyta, Magnoliopsida, Aquifoliales, Aquifoliaceae. The record is from the annotation of a GenBank genome assembly.